AUGGAAGAUCAACUUCUAUUGUCAGACAAUACUGAUGAUGAUCAAGCACAAGGUGAUGGAUCAUCAUCUUCAAUUACGUCGGAUGAUGAAAAUUCUCAUACAUUAACAAGCUCAUUUACAUCUUUUUUAUCUAAUGAAGAUAUCGAUAAAUGCCUUUAUGUAACAAAUAUCAAUUGGCGACGAAGAUUUUCAAUUUGUUUAUCAAAUGGUCAAUUAGAUAAUUUAUCAUAUGAUCGACGUGAAAGAGUUUAUUCCGAUAGUUCAACUGAUAAUAUAAAUUUCAAUCGAACAAAUCCAUUAUAUCUUUCACGUUAUCGUAAUUCUUGUUGGUUUCGUUGUCGAACAUCAUCAUCAUCAUCAUCAUCGUCAUUUAAUGAAUAUAAUUCAUUAAAUUCUACAACAGCAUAUGCUCGUUUGAAACGUUUUACUGAACGAUUAAUUGAAUUAGAACGUAAAUCACGUCAAACUAUUUUUCAAAAUAAAUCUAAUGAAAAAAUUUUAACAAAAACGGAUAAUUCAAUUGAAAAAAUCGAUCGUUCGUUGAAACAAAACGACGAUCAAUUGUCUUCAAAUGUUAAUCAACAAUAUUUUGAAAAAAAAUCUUAUCGUUUAAGAAUAGAAAAACCAUUAAAUAUAAAUUCGAAAAUUAAAAUUCAUCGUAUAAAAAGUUAUCCACAAUUAAGAAAAAAAUCAUUAAAUUAUUUUCCAUUACGUAAAAUAAAAACAAUGUCAGCUAUUAAAUUAUUAACAAUGGAAUCUCAAUCUCAUUCAUCGUCUCUUUUACCAUUUCAAAUAACAAAUAAAAAUAUUGUUCAUGAAAGAUCAAUGCCUGCAGUUAAAGAAAAACAAAUUUCAUUUGAAGUUAAAACAAAUAGUUAUAAUAGAAAAGUUGAAGUUAAAACAAAACAAGAAGAAAAAAUAUGUACAACUAAACAACGUACAUGUCCUUUAUCACCACCUAUAGUUACUCGUAUUAUUAAAACUGAAACACCAAUUUCACCAUCUUGUAUUACUGUAAAUCAACAAAGACGAUCUUCAACUUCAAAUAGUUCUAUACAAAGUGUUCGUGUUAGUGUCAGUUCAUCACCUCAUAGAAAUGAAACGGAUAAAACAGUAAAAACACAUUUUUCUUUUCCAUCUUCUUCAAAAAUGAUUUCAAAUAAAGAAACUUCAAAUAAAGAAACUUCAUCAAAAGAUGAUUCUUAUUCAUCAAUAAUAUCAGAUUUUGUCUCAGAAAAUCUUGUUGAACCAUCAAAAUUAGAUGAAGAAGAAACGUUUGAUCGUCGACCUUUACUUGAUCUUAUUAGUGAAUUGAAUCGACGUCAUACAUUAAAUCAAUCAUCAACAAUUCCUCCUAUUGACAAUGAUCAAUCAAUUAAAACAAGAACAUUUUCACCCUCACCAACAGAUAUUCGACCACCAAAACCUUUAAGUCCUUUUAGACCAGUUAUUGUUCAUAGAAAAUAUCAAGAACCAAUUGGUCGUUUUGAAUUCGUCGAUGGUAGUGGAGAUUCAACUUCAUCAUUUGGUCGACGUAAUAGUCGAGUUUCAGUUAUACGUAGUCAUACAUUUAAUAAUGCAAAUAAAGUUAAUCCAAGUUCAAUGAAAAUAUCUUCGGAUGAAAUAAAAUCAAAUGAAAAUGUAACAUGUCAAUCAACACCUGAAUUAAGUUGUUCGAAUGAAAGAGAAAGAGAAAGAGAAAGAAAUCAGACUGUAGUCAAUAUGGAAGAAACUUGUGGAUUAUCAGCGAAUGGUUCUAUUCUAACUAGUACAUCACUCACAGGGUUGACUCCUACGUCUAGUGGAACGAACGACGACAAGAACGAGGCUAAACGAAAAGCUAUAGCUAUGCAAAUGUUCGAUACAGAAAAAUCUUAUGUUGAAGCACUUAAAAAUCUUGUUACGAAAUAUUAUUUACCAAUGAAAGAUAAAACAGUUAUUUCUAAUGAUCUUCUUAAUGAUAUUUUUUAUAAAAUACCUGAAAUUCAUAUUCAUCAUACGGCAUUUCUUAUUUCACUUUCACAAAAACUAUCUGAAUGGGAUAAUAAACAAACAGUUGGUGAUCUUCUAUUACAAAUGUUUACUCGAACAUCAGUUAUUGAAACUUAUACAAGUUUUGUUAAUAAUUAUAAAAUAGCCCAAAUUGCUAUUCGUCUUUGUCGUGAUUCAUCAUCAUUUAAUAAAUUUCUUGAACAUCAAGCACGUGAUCAUCGUGGUAAAUUAACAUUAAGAGAUUUGAUAAUUCAACCGGUGCAACGUAUUCCAAGAUAUGAAUUAUAUAUUAAAGAUUUUCUUAAAUGUACAAAUUCAAAUCAUCCUGAUUAUCAAUUAUUGCUUAAAGCACAAUCAGAAAUACAUUCAUUAGCUGAACAAAUUGAUAGAGUACAAAGAGAUGUUGGUUCAACUGAAUUAACUGUUUCAAAUAAUUCAUUAGACGCUGUUCAAGAUAUGAUUGAAAAUUUAAAUGAUUUAGUUAAUGCUGAUCGUUAUUAUAUUCGUCAUGAUGUUGUUACACUUCAAUCAUCAUCAGGAUUAAAAAAAGAUCGAUAUAUCUUUUUAUUCAAUGAUUUAGUUAUCAUAACUAGUUGUAAACGGAGAAGUGGAACUUUAACUAAAAAACCAACUACUUCAGUUAUUGUAAAUUCUCCAUCCGGAAAACAAUAUAUUGAUAAUGCAAAACAUAAAUUAAUUAUGAAAAUUUCAUUGGAAAGUAUCGAUUUAGCUGCAGAUCAUUUGAAGAAAAGAGGAACACCACCAUCAAUGAUAAAAUUUCAUUCAACAACAACAAGUACUAGUGGAGAUAAAUGUCGACAUUUAGAAGAUGAUGUUGUUACUCUUGGACAAAUGACCGAUUUAGCUAAAACGAUAACUGUGCCUCAUCAACAAUUAGAUGAGUCAAUAAAAGAAGUUCUUCAUACCGUUAAUAAACAUUUAACAGAUGAAAUAGUACCAAUGACGAGUGUUAGAACAGCAAGUCCUGAACCAAUUCCUUCUGAUCAUAAUCAACAAAAAUCAAAUAAUAUUCAAUUAAUAAUUCAUACAACAGAACGUACAGAAACAAUUGAUGUUUUAUUUUCGUCAUCUGAACUUAAAGCAGCAUGGGAAAAGAGUUUUCUUGAAGCAAAGAAAGCUCUUUUCGAAGUUGCUGCUGGACGACGAAAUAUAAGUUUUCAAAAUGUUCUUACUCUUCCUCAUAGUCGACCAGGAAGUCAAUUUUCCUGUGGUACUCCUCGUUUAUCAUUAGGUGACAUAUGUAUUUGUAAUUCAGAAGGUCAAGUAUGUUUAGUUAAUGUUCAAUCUGAUGUAACAUUAAAAGCAUGCAAUACAGUUAUAUCAUCACGUAUAAAUUGUGUUGCUUAUGUUCCAUCACAUAAAGGUCGAAGAACAGGAAGUAGUAUUAAACAUCAUCAUCAUCAACAAAAACAAGAAGAAGAUGAACAACAACAAAAUAAACAUGGAUUGGUUGUUAAACAAGAACCAAUAUUAGUAUCAAAUAAUUCCGAUGUACAAACAACAGUUGAUUCUUUACUUGAUAUUGAUUCAAGUGAUGAUGAAGAUACAUUAACUACGAUUAAUAAUGAAGAUAUAUUUUCCUUGAAUCAAUCAGAUCAAACAAUACUAUCACAACAAUGUAUUUUAUUAGAAAGUGAUAUUAAUAAUGAACAACAAGAUACAAGAGAAGCUACAAUGUGGUUAGGAACUGAUGAUGGAAUAAUAUUAAUAUUUCAAUGUACAGAAACAAUGAAAACAGUUGCACGUAAAAGUCGUAUUGUAAAACAACUUGGUUCUGCAAUUCAUUCCAUCUUAUAUACUGACAAUAAGGUAUUUGUUGCAUUAAGUCAUGGUGAAUUAGGUGUUUUUCGUCGAGAUAUGAGUGGCCGUUGGGAUUUAGAUUGUCCAACAAUUCGAUCAGUUGAGGAAAGUUCUAUUCUACAUGGUAGUGGACAUGGUGAAAUCGAUGAUGGAGAUAAUACGGAUCCAAUAUCUGUAAUGGCAUUAGCUGCUGGAAGAUUAUGGUGUGCUGUACGAGAUCGAAUCUAUGUUGUUUGUCCGAAUUCAUUAAAUGUUGAACAUUCAUUUCUUGUCGAUGAUUGUCAUCGUCAUGUAUGUAGUAUAGCUACAGGUGUUUCAUCAAUGCAUCAUGUAUGGAUUGCAUCACAAGGUUCACAUGAAAUUCGUCUUUAUCAUGCAACACAUUUUGUUUGUUUACUUGAAAUAAGUAUAAGAACAGCAGUUACACUAAAACUUCAAGCAUGUGAUGAUAUAAUUCGGGCUCAUAAAUUAGGUUGUUUACGUGUAAGUUCACUUCAUGUUUGUAAAGAAACACUGUGGGUUGGAACAAGUGCUGGUGUUUUAAUAAAUAUAACAGUACCACAAUUAAUUGAUUCAGGAAGUAAUAAAUUAACAGCAAGUUCACUUCAAUUAAAAGGUUUGUCAUUUGGUCAUGCUGGACCUGUUAGAUUUAUAAUAUCAACUGAUACAAAUGUUAUUUCAACAUCAGAAGAAGCAACAACUGUUAAAACACUUAUACUUAGUAUUGGAGAUGGUUUUGAAGAUUAUACGAAUAAUGAUGAAACAUUGGGUAAAGAUGAUGCUCUUUCUCAUGUGAUAGUUUGGCAACUAUGA
This is a messenger RNA of Rotaria sp. Silwood2, 4626 nucleotides long. NCBI's taxonomy places the organism in Eukaryota, Metazoa, Rotifera, Eurotatoria, Philodinida, Philodinidae. The record is from the annotation of a GenBank genome assembly.